Messenger RNA from Anoplophora glabripennis (Asian longhorned beetle), 1011 nucleotides. RefSeq names its product octopamine receptor beta-3R-like. Gene Ontology annotation, molecular function: octopamine receptor activity. Gene Ontology annotation, cellular component: membrane. Gene Ontology annotation, biological process: adenylate cyclase-activating adrenergic receptor signaling pathway. The record is from RefSeq and is a predicted model, not a curated record. Lineage: Eukaryota; Metazoa; Arthropoda; Insecta; Coleoptera; Cerambycidae. The transcript has a single exon. Bases 1 to 1011 code for a protein of 336 amino acids.
AUGAUAGUGAAUGCUAUGGCUUCGUUUUCAGCAACAACUACGUCUAUAAACUUACACGUUAGCAUGCUGCAAAAUGCCACGCUCCAAAACAAAACAAACGUCACUACAAUUGAGAAUCCCCAUCCGGAUUGGGCCGACCUUUUGCUCUUAAUAGUAAAAGGUUUCAUCUUCUCAACGAUCAUAAUCAGUGCAAUCCUCGGAAACGCACUGGUGAUCAUCAGCGUCCACCGCCACAGGAAGCUGCGGGUAAUCACGAAUUAUUACGUAGUAAGCCUUGCCAUGGCCGAUAUGUUGGUAGCACUGUGCGCGAUGACGUUCAACGCUAGUGUGGCACUUAGCGGGAAGUGGUUGUUCGGUUACUUUAUGUGCGACGUUUGGAACAGUUUGGACGUGUACUUCUCUACUGCCAGCAUACUGCAUCUCUGUUGCAUCAGCGUGGAUCGUUACUACGCCAUAGUAAGGCCACUCGAAUAUCCCAUUACCAUGACUCAUAAAACCGUCUCUUUCAUGCUAGCCAACGUAUGGAUACUGCCCGCUUUAAUCAGUUUCACUCCGAUAUUUCUCGGUUGGUACACCACAGAACAGCACAAAAUCGACAGGUUGAGUAAUCCUAACAUGUGCGAAUUUGUCGUCAACAAAUAUUAUGCCAUAAUAAGUAGUUCGAUAAGUUUCUGGAUCCCGGGGAUCGUCAUGAUCACCAUGUAUUGUAGGAUAUACAAGGAAGCUGUUAGGCAAAGAAAAGCUUUAACGCGAACGUCAUCGAAUAUCAUCUUAAAUUCGAUUCACCAGCAUCGUACUUCUUACAGGGAUAGGUACUGUGAGCAUUACUUGCAUCCAUCGGAUGGAGAAUUGACCACGGUGGGGCAGAUCAACGGAAGAAGGAGCACUAGUUCUGGAUCUGCUGUGUCUUAUGGCACUACAACUACUGAGUUCAAUACCGCUAUGAACACAAGAGAUAACAGCAAAGCAGCCACCGAGUUAAAUGUUAAUGGUAAGUUUUCUGUUGAAUGA